UAUCACACAUUAGUUUAUUUUACCUUUUUCUCUAACUAGUGAGAAGGUAUAAAUAUUAGAAUCAUUUAACAAUAAAGCACAUCCGAGUUUUUCAAAAGAUGAAUACACAUUUGACUUGGAUCGUAUACACAAUAAUCGUUCCUUCUCUGAGUUUAGCUCGAAGCAAUCCUGUCUGCCAUCAAAAAAUUUCCAGAGAUCCUGUAAACUGUAAUUAUAGAUCAGUAUGGAGCUAUAAUGCAAUAAUUGAUGAAUGCUUCUCAUGGGAUUAUGCAGGAUGCGAUCUACAGGGCAAUGUUUUCGAAAAUUAUGCAGAUUGUCGAUACCAAUGUAGUCGGAAAGCUUCGACAGUUGCUUGGAUUAAAGACCAUAGAUGUCAUUUGGAUAUUAUGGAACCUGAUGCAUCUGAAAGUGACUGUACAGGAGGGUACGUAUGGUCCUUUGACUGGGAUCUGCAAGAGUGUAUUGGUCGACAUUACCAAGGAUGCACAGUCCGUGGUAACAUGUUCAGCCAAAAAUCGGACUGCGUGAACUUCUGCCAGCCAUUGGCCGAUGUGAAUUAUAGUUCAAUUGCUUGGAAGUUGGAGGCUUGCUUUUUUCCCGUUUCCCAAGCAUUGGUACGUACUAAAUGUGAGAAAGGUACUGAAGUGUUUAGCUAUUAUUCAGGCAGAAGAAGAUGCGAGAAAUCCACUUAUUAUGGAUGCGAGAUUCGAGGCAAUAAGUUCAUCUCCUUAGAAGAUUGCAAAAAAAAAUGUGCCAAAAAUGAUGUUCCUUCCACAUUGUUCCGAUAAGUCCUUUUUAGACUCUUCAAAGUGUAUUUAAAUACAAAAUUUCAAAAUUUUGGGAAUUAUAAACCUAAACAGACCAGUGAAUGUUAUAUAUUUAUAUAAGUAUGUUUACUAAAACUAUAAUUCAAUAAAUCCCUCUUUAUAAUUUUUUUGCUGGCUGAGCCUAA
Drosophila willistoni is the source of this 952-nucleotide messenger RNA. RefSeq names its product papilin-like. The record is from RefSeq and is a predicted model, not a curated record. Gene Ontology annotation, molecular function: serine-type endopeptidase inhibitor activity. Lineage: Eukaryota; Metazoa; Arthropoda; Insecta; Diptera; Drosophilidae. Bases 247 to 528 code for a protein of 93 amino acids. The transcript has 3 exons.